ACACAUGACAAGAGCACCAUGGAGGCCCUGCCCGCCUGCCUGCUGAAGGACGUGUACCAGGAGGCGCUGGGCGCCGCAGUCAUCGGCAUUGACGAGGGCCAGUUCUUCCCAGACAUCGUGGAGUUCUGUGAGAUGAUGGCCAAUGCUGGGAAAACCGUCAUUGUUGCUGCUCUUGAUGGGACUUUCCAGAGAAAGGCUUUCGGGAGCAUCCUGAACCUGGUGCCGCUGGCAGAGAGCGUGGUGAAGCUGAACGCUGUGUGCAUGGAGUGCUACCGAGAAGCCUCCUACACAAAGAGGCUGGGAGCAGAGAGGGAGGUGGAAGUGAUUGGAGGAGCAGACAAAUACCAUUCUGUCUGCAGAGCCUGCUACUUCCGCAAGCGGCCACAGCAGCCUGGGUUGGAAAACAAGGAGAACGUGCCCAUGGGGGUGAAGCAGCUGGAUGUGGCCACCUCCAGGAAGAUCUUUGCUUCUUGACUGCUGGGCUCCC
This is a messenger RNA of Antrostomus carolinensis (chuck-will's-widow), 487 nucleotides long. It is a transcript of the gene TK1, whose product is annotated as thymidine kinase 1. Lineage: Eukaryota; Metazoa; Chordata; Aves; Caprimulgiformes; Caprimulgidae. Gene Ontology annotation, molecular function: thymidine kinase activity; ATP binding. The transcript has 5 exons. The annotation marks the transcript as partial. The record is from RefSeq and is a predicted model, not a curated record. Gene Ontology annotation, biological process: thymidine metabolic process.